AUGACCUGUAUUAUGAAAUCUGCCUUACUCUACCCUCCCCCCUUCCCCCCUGCCCCCCAGCGCCCCACGAUAGCGCUGGUCAUGGGGCCCAAGGGCCUCAUCACAUCAGUCGCCUCCUCGCACCCAAAUGUGAUGACUCCGCGCCCCACCAUAGCGUUGGUCAUGGGUCCCAAGGCGCCCGACCAUAGCGCUGGUCAUGGGACCCAAGGGGCUCAUCAGCCGCCUCCUCGACUCCAUACCUGCAUUGUCUGCCCCACUCUCCCUCCUGUCUUCCCUCUCUCCUCCCCUCAGCGCCCCACCAUAGCGCUGGUCAUGGGGCCCAAGGGCCUCAUCAGCCGUAAUGCAGGGCGCGCUGCUCGUAGCGGCACUACGGACGAUGGUGGGGUGGAGAAUGCUACGGCCCCAUCUAAUCCUUCCGUGCCUCCUUUGCCCGUCGGGGGUGGUGGUGAUGGCAAAGGCAUACCCUCCACUUCUUCCGUGCCUACUUUGCACGUCGGGGGUGGUGGUGAUGUCGAAGGCAUACCCUCUACUCCUUCCGUGCCUCCUUUGCCUGCGGGGAGUGGACAUCAUGCAAGCGGCUGCAUGCCAUUGCCUACAGCACCACCAAGCACGAUGAAUGGCAUGCCAGUCGACAGGUGA
Molecule: messenger RNA, 639 nt
Organism: Closterium sp. Naga37s-1
Lineage: Eukaryota; Viridiplantae; Streptophyta; Zygnematophyceae; Desmidiales; Closteriaceae
Source: the annotation of a GenBank genome assembly